GCCUUUCUUCGGCCGUCACGUGACUCACUGGCGGGCGUUGCUGUCACCGCGAAGGGAAUGGGGGCGCAGUGACGGGGAAGAGCCUUUUUGGCGUGGGCCUCGUGUCGUGCCUGCGCUUCUUCUCCUUCCCCCUCUCGUCAGAGUCGCCGUGAGGACUCAUGGUGGCUUAGAAUAUCAUUCUCCCCUUCCUGCAUUAUGUUCCCGCUACAACAGCCGCACUGUAAGGUUCACCUGUGUUUUCCAAAGUGAUCAGUGUCAAGAUAAAGUGACAAAAUGACAGAGUUCUGGCUUAUUUCUGCUCCUGGGGAGAAGACAUGUCAACAGACAUGGGAGAAGCUGAAUCUUGCAACUACUAAAACUGCCAACCUCUCCACCAAUGCAAAGUUUAAUAUUCCAGAUUUAAAGGUCGGCACCCUUGAUGUUUUAGUUGGUUUGUCAGAUGAACUGGCUAAACUGGAUUCGUUUGUGGAAGGUACUGUGAAGAAGGUGGCCCAGUAUAUGGCUGAUGUGCUGGAAGACAGUAAAGAUAAAGUUCAAGAAAAUCUUCUUGCCAAUGGCGUUGAGUUGGUAACCUACAUAACUAGAUUCCAGUGGGACAUGGCCAAGUAUCCAAUCAAGCAGUCAUUGAAGAAUAUUUCAGAAAUAAUUGCUAAGGGAGUGACUCAGAUUGACAAUGAUCUGAAGGCAAGGGCGUCAGCAUACAACAGCUUGAAAGGCAACCUUCAGAACUUGGAACGGAAGAAUGCGGGAAGUUUGCUAACAAGAAGUCUUGCUGAAAUUGUGAAGAAAGACGACUUUGUACUUGAUUCUGAAUAUUUGAUUACAUUGUUAGUGGUUGUACCAAAGUCUAAUUAUAAUGACUGGGUUAAGCAGUAUGAAACUUUGACAGAUAUGAUUGUCCCACGAUCCAGCAAUGUUCUUUCUGAGGACCAGGAUAGUUAUCUCUGUAGCAUCACCUUGUUCAGGAAGGUAGUGGAUGAAUUCAGACAAAAAGCCAGGGAAUACAAAUUUAUGGUCCGUGACUUUCAAUACAAUGAAGAAGAACUGAAGGCAGACAAAGAAGAGAUGAACAGACUGUCUACUGACAAGAAAAAACAGUUUGGUCCUCUUGUCCGGUGGCUGAAAGUGAAUUUCAGUGAAGCUUUCAUUGCGUGGAUUCAUGUGAAAGCACUAAGAGUCUUUGUUGAAUCAGUUCUCAGGUAUGGCUUGCCAGUCAACUUCCAGGCAAUGCUGCUUCAACCAAAUAAGAAAAUGAUGAAGAAAUUGAGAGAGGUUUUGUAUGACUUGUACAAGCACCUUGACAGCAGUGCAGCUGCUAUCAUUGAUGCAACUAUGGAUAUUCCAGGCUUGAAUCUCAGCCAGCAGGAAUACUACCCCUACGUGUAUUACAAGAUAGACUGUAACUUGCUCGAGUUCAAGUAAAUGGUGUCUGAUCCUGGCAAACCUUUUGUGGUGUUGGUGUACAAGCAGAAAUGAGGCUGAAGAACGGCAGUGCUUCUAACUUUCUCAUAAACCUGUGCUUGCUUCUUCCACCCUCUUGCAUAGGAGAACUCUCUCCAUCGUGGUCCAUCUCUUGAUAUUUUUCUUUUCAAAAAGAGAGAUAUAGUAUUGCUUUUAAUUGAUCAGGUCUGUAAAUGUAUAUUGAGAGAAUCAGAGUGUAUUUAUAAAUAGUCAUUUAUUUAAAAAGAGUAGUUUAAAAAAGAUCAUUCCUCUUUCAUACAGUGGUCUGCAUCAAUUCCAUUGACCAUCCUCUAUGAAGACCUUGUUUACAAAUAAAAACAGGGGGGGGGGAGGGGAGAACUUAUGCCAUUUUGUUCACUGUGUUUCAUAGAUAUAUAAAGCUGUAAACAUUGUUAUUGAAUUGUGAUGUAAUAUAUGUGGAGAUUGAUGUUCAGUCUGUAGUUUCUAGAUGGUUUAAAUUUACAAUACGUUAAGCACUGGAACAACUCACAGGAGAAAAUAAAAGCACCUGUGCAACUGUACUGCAUGCCUGUCUCACUGUAAUAUACCUAAGUGACAAGUUACACUGCCUGUUUUAAAUGGUGAAAUGAUUGCCUGUCUCAAGUACCUGGUUCAUCAGGUUCAGGUUGGUCAUUAGUGAAGCCAGAGUGAUGUGUGAGUCACAAUCUAAGUAUCUGCUUUGGAUCUUGAGAUGCUCAGGAGAAAGGUGGGCAUAUAUUUUUUUAUAAAGAAACCAACCAUCCGUUCAAAAAUCAGUGGCUAAAAAGAAGUGAAGUCAUAAACUGCAGAAGUCACCGGGAUGACCUUCACUUUGGCCAAGCAAAUGACUAGUCAGAUGAUGACCUUUAAGAAUGUUUUUUUAAUUCCACCACGCACUUUUAAAGCAUUCUGUUUCAUUCUUAUAGUUGAGUGUAUCAGAGAUAGACUAUUAAGUAUGUUACUCAAGGCUGUUCGCUCGAAUGAGUAGUUUAAUUUUUAACUUUUCUAACUAAUUUUUGUUUCUGGACACUAGAGGGUACCCUAGAUCCACUCUUAAAAGAACGAUGCCUGUGAUGCUACACACUAUGGAUGAACUAUGAUAAACUUCAAAGGGAGUUUCUGUACUAACAGCACUGUGUUAGCAUAACAAUAGCAAUGUAGGAAUGCCAAAAACCAAACUAAUUUCAACUGAUUAGUCCAGUAGUGUCUACAGUUUGCCAUGCUGUAUCUUUUCUCCCUUGUGCUGUAAUCAAAGGUAAUUGCGAAGGGCUGAUGUUAACACGUAGCUUAGUUGCAAGUAGUAAUAUGUGAGAAAAAUGUAGCACUUGGUGACUUGGAAACUUGUAAAAUGUUACACCCGCAUCCUUAAGUUUCCAUAAUUCAAAGGUCAGAUUUGUUGCUGCGGCUCUUACCUCGUAUUGUGAUUACAUUUUAAGAAAUAAAGUUAUUUUAAAGAUA
Sphaerodactylus townsendi is the source of this 2898-nucleotide messenger RNA. It is a transcript of the gene ATP6V1C1, whose product is annotated as ATPase H+ transporting V1 subunit C1. Gene Ontology annotation, cellular component: vacuolar proton-transporting V-type ATPase, V1 domain; lysosomal membrane. The record is from RefSeq and is a predicted model, not a curated record. NCBI's taxonomy places the organism in Eukaryota, Metazoa, Chordata, Lepidosauria, Squamata, Sphaerodactylidae. Gene Ontology annotation, molecular function: proton-transporting ATPase activity, rotational mechanism. The transcript has 14 exons. Gene Ontology annotation, biological process: proton transmembrane transport. Bases 274 to 1422 code for a protein of 382 amino acids.